AUGUGGCCCGCCCCUACUGCGCUCUGGUGGAUACUGGUGGUGACUCUGAGCCUGGUCCUCAUCUACCCCCUAGCUGUGGGCUGGACGUGCGCCCAGGUUCCCAUCUAUGUCAGCAGCUGGGCAGUGCGGGUGACCCAGGGUAACCAGGAAGCCGAGCGUCUGGCACAUAAAUUUGGCUUCGUCAACCUGGGGCAGAUCUUCCCUGACGGGCAGUACUUCCACCUGCGGCACCGGGGGAUGGCCCAGCAGUCCCUGAGCCCACACUGGGGCCACCGCUUGCGUCUGAAGAAAGACCCAAAGGUACGGUGGUUUGAGCAGCAGACGGUUCGGCAGCGCGUGAAGCGAUCCCUGGUGAUGCCCUCGGAUCCCUGGUUCGCCAAGCAGUGGUACAUGAACAAUGAGAUGCAGCUGGACCUGAAUGUCCUGCAGUCCUGGGGCCAGGGCCUGACGGGCCGGGGCGUCGUUAUCUCCAUCCUAGAUGACGGCAUUGAGAAGGACCACCCGGACCUCUGGGCCAAUUAUGACCCCCUGGCCAGCUAUGACUUCAAUGACUAUGACCCAGACCCUCAGCCUCGCUACACACCCAGCAACGAGAACCGGCAUGGGACACGCUGUGCAGGGGAGGUGGCAGCCAUGGCCAACAAUGGCUUCUGUGGUGCAGGAGUUGCCUUCAACGCCCGGAUUGGAGGUGUGCGCAUGCUGGAUGGCACCAUUACGGACGUGAUCGAGGCCCAGUCGCUGAGCCUGCAGCCCCAGCACAUUCACAUCUACAGCGCCAGUUGGGGCCCCGCAGACGACGGCCGCACGGUAGACGGCCCGGGCAUCCUCACCCACGAGGCCUUCCGGCGUGGCGUGACCUAUGGCCGCGGCGGGCUGGGCACGCUCUUCGUCUGGGCCUCAGGCAAUGGCGGUCUCCAUUAUGACAACUGUAACUGUGACGGCUACACCAACAGCAUCCACACGCUCUCAGUGGGCAGCGCCACCCGGCAGGGCCACGUGCCGUGGUACAGCGAGGCCUGUGCCUCCAUCCUCACCACCACCUUCAGCAGCGGUUUGGCUUCUGACCCCCAGAUUGUCACCACAGACCUACACCACCAGUGCACGGACAAACACACGGGGACCUCAGCCUCGGCACCGCUGGCUGCAGGCAUUAUUGCCCUUGCUCUGGAAGCCAACCCGCUCCUGACCUGGAGGGACAUGCAGCACCUCGUGGUCCGCGCCUCCAAGCCAGCGCACUUGCAGGCCGAGGACUGGAGGACCAACGGCGUGGGGCGCCAAGUGAGCCAUCACUACGGCUAUGGGCUGCUGGACGCUGCACUGUUGGUGGACCUGGCCCGCACCUGGCUGCCCACGCGGCCCCAGAGGAAGUGCACCUUGGAGAUCGUGCUGGCCCCGCUCCCUAUCCUGCCACACAUGAGUGUGGAGAAGAACGUGUCAGCCUGCACCGGCAGCCAGCACUACAUCCGCUCACUGGAACACGUCCAGGUGCAACUGUCACUGUCCUUCAGCCGCCGUGGGGACCUGGAGAUCUCACUCACCAGCCCCAUGGGCACUCGCUCCACACUGGUGGCCAUCAGACCUCUGGACAAUAGUAGCCAGGGCUACAAUGACUGGACGUUCAUGUCCACCCACUUCUGGGACGAGAACCCACAGGGCUUGUGGGCCCUGGGCCUAUGGAACAAGGGAUACUAUUUUAACACAGGGACACUGCACCGCUGCACACUGCUGCUCUAUGGGACAGCAGAGGAUAUGACAGCUUGGCCUCCAAACCCCCAGAAUGUGACAACCCCACCUGCAUCCUGGGGCACUUUUGCCUCUGCUUCUGUGGAUGGGGGUGCUCAGGCCACACCCAGCAGGCGGUGA
Octodon degus (degu) is the source of this 1863-nucleotide messenger RNA. RefSeq names its product proprotein convertase subtilisin/kexin type 4 (gene Pcsk4). The coding region runs from base 1 to 1863 and encodes 620 amino acids. Gene Ontology annotation, molecular function: serine-type endopeptidase activity. The transcript is spliced from 15 exons. The record is from RefSeq and is a predicted model, not a curated record. Gene Ontology annotation, cellular component: Golgi membrane; trans-Golgi network. Lineage: Eukaryota; Metazoa; Chordata; Mammalia; Rodentia; Octodontidae. Gene Ontology annotation, biological process: peptide hormone processing.